AUGCGUGCAGAAUGUGCUGAGGCAAAAGUUGCAGCUGAAAUUAAAUUAGCUGAAGCAAGAACAAUGAUGGAAGAAGCCUUAAAAAAGAUGACUGAAGCCAAUUCAAAGAUGCAAGCUGCAGAAUCUUUGGAUGCAGAAGCUUCUAGAUACCGAAGAGUUUCUGAAAGAAAGUUACAUGAAGUUGAAGCACGUGAAGAUGAUCUUAGGAGACAGAUAAAUUCAUUCAAAUCAGAGUGUGAAGCAAAAGAGAAGGAAAUUCUUCUUUGA
Messenger RNA from Lactuca virosa, 267 nucleotides. The record is from the annotation of a GenBank genome assembly. Lineage: Eukaryota; Viridiplantae; Streptophyta; Magnoliopsida; Asterales; Asteraceae.